GUCCCGGCGUGUCAACGGCGCAAUCCCGUCCUUGUUCUUUAUUUCAACAACAACAACACUUUGUCGCCUAAUAACCUAGUGUUUUAACAUCCGGAUGUCCAACAUCCCCUGAUUCGGGUGGAAAAGACGAGAACCGUUCCAGGACACGAAGGAGUCCCUAUAACGAAUUACCAUACUUGGCCAUUCCUGUUUGUUUCGAAUUUAAUUUCCCACCCAACUUCCCUUCUUCUUCCUGCUAAAAGCUUCACUGCUGCCCAUCGACUUUACCUACAUAAGGACCGCCCCGAUUAUCAAGGUCACAAGGCAAGGUCCAAUAUCUGGGGCGUUUGCUGGUCAACACCAUCCUCACCAUUCACCAAUCGGAAUCAGCAUCAUCGUAUUACAGCUUCCAUUCAUCGAUCCUCGAGCAUCCUGCGACGACGCGCGUUCAAACCCGAUAUCAAGGACACUCAACGCCCCUGACCUUUUCCGUUCACUGUUCCUAAUAACUCAGAACCCUGAUGCUGGCAACCCGACUUUAGGUUUUGGGAUGCGAUCAUGACCGCCCAAUUGGUGGCAUCCGAGCUUGCCAACCUCAUCCAGGAAAGCAAGCGCAAAAACAAUGACUUGCGCCAGGCCGCUGAAAAGUCUCUGGAGGAGCUCAAGAGUCUAAAAGUGACAUCUGAAGCCCAAAUAUCUGCUGAACUCUCUCAACGAUCCAACUUUGUCAACCCAUUUAUCAUCGCUUGCGGCACCAAAAAUGUCAAGUUCACCGGAAUUGCCAUUGUUUGUCUUCAGCGGCUUAUUGCAUCACGCGCCCUGCCCAGGUUCAAGCUGAGCCAGGUUCUUGAAGCAUUGCAACAGGCCACGUCAGCAGGACUAGAUGUCCAACUAAAGAUCCUCCAAGCUCUUCCGUCUUUACUCUCCAAUUACGCCGCCGACGUGAAAGGCGAGCUUCUGGUUACUGCCCUCAACAUAUCCUUCAUCUUGCAGUCUAGUAAAAAUGCGAUUGUCAACAAUGCUUCGGCGGCAACCCUCCAGCAGCUUGUGGUCUCGGUCUUUGACAAAGUGGUAGCUGAAGACGGCGCUGGGGGCCAUGUCGAAUAUGUUGGGGAGGCUCCGUCCCAGCAAGGACCGGUACCAGUCCAGGCUGCGGCUAUGGAUGCAUACAGGGUAUUCAACGAUAUUUGCCUAUUGACAGAGAACCAACGACCCGAGUAUCUCCGCUUCUCUGGUAUGCCCCAGACAUUUGGUCUUGAACUCAUAGAGUCGGUCUUGACCAACCAUGCCGCCAUCUUCACCACUCACCCAGAGCAGGCCGACAUUUUGCGCACUCGGGUUAUGCCCUUCAUCAUUAGUGCUCUUCGCGGUAAACCGAACUUUGCAACCAGCGUCCGUCUUGUCCGCAUCUUGUUCACUUUACUCCGACGUCAUCUUACUAUUCUCCCCUCUGAGAGCGGAGAUGCGCUCGACAUCCUUACCCAACUGCUGGACCAGGACACUGCAUUGUGGAAGAGGUCACUCUGCAUGGAAGUUUUUAGAGGCAUCUUCGCCGAUCAUGCCUUGCUCCGGCGCAUUUUCAUGCUUUACGAUGCGAAAGAGGGCGAGAAGAACAUUCUCAAGAAUUUGACGGCUGCGUUUGUGCGCGUCAGUACAGAGAAGCCAACUGUGAUUGGUCUCGGGCUCCAAUCCACAUUACCUGUCGCCAACCCAUAUGCAAACGCCGUUGCUUCUACGGACCAGGCCAUGCUGGAGGCCAGUGGCGUUACAGGCAUCAUAUCUGGUUCAGUCAGCUCAGAUGGCCAUAACACGGGCAUCAGCACUCACUGGAGCACCAUGCGCUCUCCUUGCAUAGAUCAGCUUGAUAAGACGGAUCCCCCAAGCAUCCCAGAGUCAUAUGUGUAUAGCCUAACCUUGGCCUGCAUAACUUCCCUGUCAGAAGGUCUGGCAAAGUUCAUACUCCCUCUUACCGUGCCUACCGAGGGACGAAGGAAAAAGAGUGCGAAGCCAGAGGGCGGCCGUGACUCGCCUGCUCUGACCGCCGAUGAGAGACCCAGUACACCCAGUGAAGGGUUGAAGAAUCGGGAGAGAUCAGCGUCAUCCAAGCGAAACCCACUUCCAGUCAAUCCGCUAACGCUGGAGACUCACCCUUUAUACCCAGAAAUCAAAGUAUGCGCCGCUUUCAUCGAUGAAUGCUGGCCGGCGAUUCUUGCCACAUGUUCUACGUUCCUAUAUUCUGCGCUAGACUCGGAGUACUACCAUGGCCUGGUUAGGGCGUUUCAGAAAUUCGCCCAUGUCGCCGGAUUGCUCCAGCUCACUACUCCCCGUGAUGCCUUUCUCACCACGCUUGGUAAAGCGGCAGUGCCGCCCAAUGUCUUUACGGCUUGCCUCAAUUCCAACUCAUCCAGGAGGGAUACUCCACUAUCAGCAACUUCGGAGACAGGCAGCAGCUUGUUUAGCAACGCUCGCGGCUUGCUUACCACAGAAAGCGCCUCGGCCCAGGCCGCAGAAAAGCAAAGGCAGCAGUCGAUGGAUAUAACUCCAGCUACACUCAACACCCGGAACUUGUUGUGUCUUCGCGCUCUUCUGAACCUUGGCAUUGCUCUGGGUCCUACUUUGUCUUCAACUUGGAGAAUUCUCCUGGAGACCUUGCAACAAGCUGACUUUGUCUUGUUUACCUCGGGCAAAGCUGCAGGAAGAACACCUCUGGCGACCAGGGGGCCAGAUCAACAAGCCGAGCAGGAAGCCACCGUACUAUUGUCGAAUUUCAACAGCGAGAUUCGCGCAGUAGAGACUGCUGCUUCCCGACUUUUCGAGAGCACGGCUGACUUUCCCAAUUCCGCCUUUGUGGAAAUUGUGGAGGCAGUGUGCGCUCUUCUCGUCAAGCAUGUCGAGACUACUUCUGAGACCACGGGGCAAGCGCAACCAUCACCUCCCCCGGGGCCCCUUCGCACCCCCACUUUUACACACAAAAGGGUUCUCAGUAUCACAACCUCUCCGGGAGCAGGUGCCAACCAGGAAGAUCAGUUUGCCCUUGCCAAGCUGGGAGAUCUUGCUUCCAUCAAUAUGGAGCGGUUGCUCUCCUAUCCUCCGGAGGUAUCGGGCUGGACGCCGUUGAUUACCGAGCUUAUCGACACACUUAGUUCCUCUACUAAUACUCCUCCGGUCAGAGCGCGCGCUGCUGAAACGCUUGUGCGCAUUCUUCUCGAGGCUGCUGGAUCUAUUGCAACUCAGCAGGAAGACGUUCGUGGCCCGAUUCAGAUCCGUAUUCUCGAGGCUUUUCAUAAUUCGCUAUCAUCUCUUCGAGUCGAAGGUCGGGAGGUGUCCCUUAGCAAUCACGCUACCGACAUGGACAUUCACCGAAUUGUACUCGAAGGCCUCAAAGGCCUGCUCGAGAACUGCGGCGAGAGUCUUGUUCAAGGCUGGGAUACCAUCUUCGCCAUUAUCGAUACAAUCUUCGUCAAAGAAGAUCUCCCAAACGACCCUUCAUCCACCAUGACACCCCGACUUAUGACGCGCUCAGUCAAACUAAUCCGACCUUCCUUUGCUUCUUUACAGCUAAUAUGCUCCGACUUCUUACCCUCGCUACCUAACCUUUGCUUUCUCAACCUUGUUGACACCCUAUACAAGUUUUGUACUCAAGAUGAUGACCUCAAUGUCGCAUUGACUACUGUCACGUUCUUCUGGGCCAUUUCGGACUUCCUUUCUAGCAAUAGCAAGAGCAUGUCUCUUACGCAGGCCAUGGUUAAUGAUUCGGGUGAUGAAGCGCUUCUCAAGCUGGCUGCUGAUCCCUCCCAUCAAGAUUCUGGAGGGGCGCUGUGGAUGCUCCUUCUCCUGAGACUCACUUCAGUCGCCACAGAUCAGAGACUGGAGCUGAGAAAUAGUGCCGUCCAAACUCUGCUUCGGAUCAUAUCCGCUUACGGGGAUAGCCUGAGUCCCGAGGCCUGGUUGAUCUGCAUCAGAUCUGUGAUUCUGAGGCUUCUCGCAUCGAUAGAGGACGAGCUACGGGCAGUUCACACGUCUCCAGCCAAGGCAAGAGACCAAGAUGGCUGGACAGACACGGCCAAUGUCAUCAUCCGGGGCGUUUCUGGACUAUUUGCUUCUUACCUCCAGGUACUUCUGGGUCAUGAGGACUUCGCCACCACCUGGCAGCAGCUUCUCGGACACUUUGCGAGAAUGCUGGACGUCCAGAUACUUGACAUUAAUGCAUCCGUGUACAGCGCUGUUCGCGAAAUUCUCAGGAGCUGUGCUGAGCAUGUUCAGCCAAGACUUGGCAAGGGCAGCUUGGAUUUAACGUGGGAUCUCUGGUCCAGGGGAAUUCCGGUUCCCGAGGACGGAAAGGACGAUAAGUCAGCGGACAACCAAAAGUGCCUUUUGGUUUGGGUUGAAGCACUGCUAGAACUCUAUGGCCUGAUUAAAGAUGAUUUUGGCGUGGGGAGGAUCCGACGGAUGCUUACCCUGCUCAGAGACGCCAUGCAACAUGCCACUCCCGGAGCAUACGCCAGCGACACUGAGUAUGUCACGCCCUUGCAAGGUCGAAUCCUCCAGGUAUUCUGCACAGUCCAGACAGACGUACCAAGAGUUCCAUCCGCCAUGAUCACCCAGAUCGCUGAGUUCGUCUCCCUGGCAUUUGCCCAGGAGAACCCUGACAAGGCGGCGUCAGAAAAGCGCACAUUCGUUGCCAUGUCAAAGGAGAGCAUGUCUAUUUUGCAGUCCCUCGUCAUCAAGCACGCAGCCGAGACUGACAUCUACGAAACCGGAGCGUUCGCCGCGGCGCUCGCAGCCCUGGCCAAGCCCAUCAUCCUCAAGUACAAGUUCAAGAUCGUUACCAAGUCAUCACAGCCGUGGAGAGAAGCGACAAAAACAGUCCUAGCUGUGCUCAAGGCAACGCUUCCCCACAUCCGCGCGAUAGAUAAAGCUCGAUCGACCGUCCAGGAGAUAUGGCAGAUCAUCGUAUCUAUCGCCAACGGGAUCAUCAGCGCUGACUGCUCCAUCGCGCCCAGCGGCACGGACAUCAUGGACGACCAGAAGUUCGACAUCUCCUCAUUUCACAAGCUUAGGGAGCUCAUCAUCCCGGCUCUCGGCGCCGAGGUGAUUCUUGAUAAGACCAGGAAAGCCUACGCCGAAGGUCUCUUUCGGACAUCCAUCAUCCACGCUCCCGCACCCGCCGAAGCUCUGAUCAUCUACGGCUCUGAGGACCAUCACCAUGACAACACUAACGGAAGUGACGCAGUCGUAGACCUCGACCUCCUCUACAAACAACGACGCGGCCGCACCAUCGACCCCCCGCCAACCCACCGCAGCGCAAUGGCAGAAGUCUGUCUCGACGAACUCUUUGCUCUGGUCGCCAUCCACGAGGACGAGGAGGACGAGUCUCCUCCCUCCAAACCCACCUCUACCUCAUCAUCACCCCCCACUCAAGAACCCAUCGGUACCACCUCUUCUUCUUCCCCUUCUUCUUCUUCUUCCCCUGACAAAACAAAAACAAUCCACGAAUCCACCCACCCUCUCCACGUCCACCUCGCCCUAACCGCCGCCCCCUACCUGAUCCUGCGCUGCGCGCUCUCCAUCCGUUCGUACGUCGCCGACCAGCCUUUGCGCGGCCGUAUGCCGCAGCCUUUGUCCCAGCGGAAGGAACUCUAUCGUAUCUUACGGGGACUUGUGGACCUACGGUCGGAGCCGGACGCGAUUCCGGAUACGCCGAAUGUGGAUAGCGAGACCAAGAAGCAUUUGUUGAGGUUGUAUCCGUUGCUGGUGAGCAUGGUGAAGGUGGCGGGGACGAGUGGGGAUGAUAGGGUUUUGGGUAUGGUGGGGGAGGCGUUGGAUGUGGUGGGUGGGGAGUUGGGGUGUAAGUGAUUACAAGUAAGUGAGAAGGGGGGGGGAGGUCGGAAGGGGAGAAAGGGGUGAAUGGGGAAGGCAUGAUACAAAUGGAAAAGGGGGGAACUGUAAGUAAGUGGGAGGUGGGAUAGAGGAUGGCUAGACGCGGAAGACAUGGAUGGGGACAGUCAAUGGGAUGUGGAAGACGGAGUCCAGCCCAUCAGAAAAGUUGGUCGGUAAUGAGUAGGGAUGUUGUAUUUUAGAUGGUUUACGAGCAAGUAGUAGUAGUAGAGCGAGAUCAUUCAAUUAAGUCAUGUGUAG
This is a messenger RNA of Neurospora crassa OR74A, 6117 nucleotides long. RefSeq lists its product as hypothetical. Bases 538 to 5835 code for a protein of 1765 amino acids. The record is from RefSeq and is a predicted model, not a curated record. NCBI's taxonomy places the organism in Eukaryota, Fungi, Ascomycota, Sordariomycetes, Sordariales, Sordariaceae. The transcript has 7 exons.